AUCGCUUAGAUGUUUUGGCGGCUAAACCGCGCCAUGUGCUUUAUUUGAAAGGGUGAUAGGAGAAUUUCGAAAACAUUUUAACUUAUACUCUUCAAUUCAUUUUCGCGAUGAUUGUUUGCCAUUAAUCAUGUAGUUAUCGGAUCUGUAAAAGGAUUUUAAGGAUUGAAAUCUGAAGUUGUAGCAUAGAAAAAAAGGGACGUAAUUCUGUUUAUCAUGGAUGUAUCUACGUGUACCUUCUCCUCUAGAAACUGUGAGCGAAUAUACCCUGUGUCUUCUACUUUGAACUUGCCAGAAAACAGCCUUGACCAACAUCGUGAAGUAUCGAUAUUAGAAUUUUGGAACUAUGAACUCCCGACAACUGAUUGCUUGUAUGCCGAAUACUUAAAGAAACCUUUUAGUUCACGUCAAAAAUUUAUCUUUAAUUCUACUUCUCUAAAUGGGGACUCCAAGAUCAGUUUGCAGCAAGUUACUAACAACCAACUCAACAGAGUUGCAGCUGCAGCAAAUAACUCGAUCAAUGGCCUGAAUCAAUUAUGUGCUAUCUGUGGAGAUCGAGCCACUGGCAAACAUUACGGGGCUUCCAGCUGCGAUGGCUGCAAAGGUUUUUUCCGAAGAAGUGUUCGGAAGAAUCACGUGUAUACGUGCCGUUUCACAAGGAGCUGCGUAAUGGACAAAGACAAAAGAAACCAAUGUCGGUACUGCAGAUUAAAGAAAUGUUUUAGAGCGGGAAUGAAAAAAGAAGCUGUACAAAAUGAAAGAGACAGAAUCAGCUGUCGGCGGCCAAGCUACGAUGAAGCCACAAAUAAUUCUGGCAUAAGUUUAACAGCACUUCUUAAUGCAGAAAUGUAUUCUAGACAGAUGACUCCAUCAGGAGACGGAGACAUUUCGUCGAAGAAAGUAGCAAAUAUCUCGGAUGUGUGCGAGUCGAUGAAACAACAACUGCUAAUACUUGUUGAUUGGGCAAAGUACAUUCCUCAGUUUUGUGACCUACCUCUGGAUGAUCAGGUAGCUCUGUUACGUGCUCAUGCCGGAGAGCAUUUACUAUUAGGUCUGGCAAGACGUUCUAUGCAUCUCAAAGACACUCUUCUAUUAGGUAACGAUUUUGUAAUUCCCCGACAAUCUCAAGAAAUAGAAAUCAGUCGCAUCGGAUGCCGGAUAAUGGACGAACUGACCACUACUCUUCGGGAAGCUCACGUCGACGACACAGAGUUUGCCUGCCUUAAAGCUAUUGUGUUUUUCGAUCCAUAUGCCAAAGGAUUAGGCGACUCGGCUCGAAUCAAGGCUCUUCGAGAUCAGAUUCAGACCAGUCUCGAAGAUUACAUUAACGAUCGCCAAUAUGAAUCUCGAGGCAGAUUUGGUGAUAUUUUACUGCUAUUACCAGCCCUUCAAAGUAUCACAUGGCAGAUGAUAGAGCAGAUCCAGUUCGCGAAACUGUUCGGAAUGGCGAAGAUAGACAAUCUUUUACAAGAAAUGCUACUUGGAGGUGCAUCUGCCGAAUCUUCCGCCUCGAAUAAUUCAACAAGCUCCAACGAAACUGCCAGCGAUACCGCAUCCAUACAGCAUGCCGUUGUCCAGGCUCCAGCAGACCCUCUGACCAACGGUCAUUUAUCGGACCACAUCGGAAACGGUCAUCCCGAAACCCCCAUUCCAUCUCCAACAGAAGCUUUUGUAAAAAUUCCGUCCAUAGUUAAUCAAGGUUUUAAAACGGAACCUGAAAGUUACUAGCAGCAUAAUUAUUUUUAAUCACAGAUAAUACUCAACUAUUUUCUCUUUUUAAAUCAUAAGUGAGUCUUUCAUUCCAGGAGAUUAUACUUCAAGUGCUGUUAUGUGAGUGAUAUUUUAUCCACCUGAAAAGUAAAGCUCCGUGCCAUACAUAAUCACCUUGAUUCUUAAAGCUAUUUGAUUUUUGGAAGGAAAGUGUUUUAUUGUAAAAGAUCAGUUGUUUAUGUAAUCAUGGAAAUAAAGACCUUUUCAUUUUCUUUA
Messenger RNA from Argiope bruennichi, 1983 nucleotides. RefSeq names its product hepatocyte nuclear factor 4-gamma-like (gene Hnf4). Gene Ontology annotation, molecular function: RNA polymerase II cis-regulatory region sequence-specific DNA binding; nuclear steroid receptor activity; nuclear receptor activity. The record is from RefSeq and is a predicted model, not a curated record. Gene Ontology annotation, cellular component: nucleus. The coding region runs from base 214 to 1725 and encodes 503 amino acids. Gene Ontology annotation, biological process: anatomical structure development; cell differentiation; regulation of transcription by RNA polymerase II. Lineage: Eukaryota; Metazoa; Arthropoda; Arachnida; Araneae; Araneidae. The transcript has 7 exons.